This is a messenger RNA of Fusarium vanettenii 77-13-4, 1164 nucleotides long. RefSeq lists its product as uncharacterized. NCBI's taxonomy places the organism in Eukaryota, Fungi, Ascomycota, Sordariomycetes, Hypocreales, Nectriaceae. Gene Ontology annotation, molecular function: hydrolase activity. The record is from RefSeq and is a predicted model, not a curated record. The coding region runs from base 1 to 1164 and encodes 387 amino acids. The transcript is spliced from 2 exons.
AUGCCUGUUCCAUUUUCCGCGUGGGAGAAGCUUAAGCUAGCUUUCCGUCUCACAUGCCUUGCGCCUUGGCAGAUAUUUGCCUCCAUAGUCCGUACCCUCUCCAUCGCCUGGGCUAGAGGCGUUCCGUCCCGCCUGUAUCUUGUGUGUGCAGUCGUCAAAGUGUUUCUCGGAACCUUCUCUCCCCGCCAGAUUCAAUACCUGUCUCUCCCGACCAAAGAUGCAUACAAAUCAUGGAUGAAGCAAAAGAUCGCCAAGGAAAAGAAGAUUGGAAAUACGGAGGCCAUUGAAAGACUUUCCUACGAUCUAGAACCUCUAGAGGACGGGCAUUCGUCAAUUCUUUGGAUUGGCGAUCGACGGAAAGCAAAGAAGGUCGUUCUGUUUUUCCAUGGCGGUGGAUACAUUUCGCCAUUGUUGCCUGGGCAUCUAGAAUGGUGUUGGAGAGCAUAUAUCGCUGCGGGCAUUGAGGCGAAAACCGAAGUCGCCGUGGCAGUCCUCGAAUACACGCUCUGCCCCGAGGCGAGGUAUCCGGUACAGCUUCGCCAGGCUACGAGCGCCCUAACCCAUCUUCUCUCCCAACAAGUUCGUCCUGGAGACAUUGUUAUUGGAGGAGACUCUGCGGGUGGAAACUUGACAGCCCAGUUACUGAGCCAUCUUGUUGAACCACACCCUACAGUCCCAAAGGUUACUUUGUCCGAGCCGCUGCAGGGUGCAUUCCUUGUCUCACCAUGGGUGACUCGACACACCAAUGAUGCAUCCUACUCGGAGAACUCUUGGAUUGAUAUGCUCUCGGGUCCGACUGUGGAUAAGUGCAGCAACGAGCUACUGGGGGCUGCAACGACCGACGAGAAUUAUGACAAGUCGGCCAACCUCGCAUGCCCCCUGGACGGGGACAAGUCCUGGAUGAAAGGAAUAACUUCUAUUCUCGAUCGAAUGUUCGUCACCGUUGGAAGUCACGAGGUCUUCCGAGAUCAAGCGGCGGCUUUCGUUCAUGAGGUGCAACAUUCAAACCCAGAGCUGAAUGUGCAGUUCGCGUUGCAGACCAAGCAGGCACAUGACUUUAUCUUGCUGGAGGCUCAACAGGAACGUGACGGGGAAUGCAUCCUGGAAAUGAAGGAAUGGAUGAAAGAUGUGUUGGCGAAGGAGAUUGAAAGUGGUUCGGAGUGA